GCGCCAGGGCCGGCGGCGGCGGCGGAGCGCGGCGAGCGGGGGAGGCGCCGCCGGAGCCGCCCCGGGGAGCGGGGCGGCGGCGGCGGCGGGCGCGGAGCCGGAGCCGGAGCCGGAGCCGGAGCCGGAGCCCCUGCGCGGCGGCGGCGGCGGCGGCGGGGCCGCGGCCGGGGCCAUGCGGCGGGCGGCGGCGCUGGUGCUGCUGGCGGCGGCGGCGCUGAGCGGCGGCGGGGCGGCGCGGAGCUGCCCCGCGCAGAGCCUCGGCUGCAAGUGCGCGGCGGAGCGGCCCAAGGCGCCCGGCGGCCCCGCCGCCCCCCGCCGCCGGGUGGUCUGCAGCGGGGGGGCCCUGCCGGCGCCGCCCGAGCCGCGCCUGCUGCCCGACGGCACCGCCACGCUGCUGCUGAGCAACAACAAGAUCACGGUGCUGAAGAACGGCUCUUUCUUCGGACUGCGCGCCCUGGAGAAGCUGGACCUGAAGAACAACCUCAUCAGCACGGUGCAGCCGGGCGCCUUCCUCGGCCUCCCCGAACUGAAGCGGCUGGACCUCUCCAACAACCGCAUCGGCUGCCUGAGCGCCAGCGUCUUCCAGGGGCUCUCCAACCUCGUCAGGCUGAACAUGUCGGGGAACAUUUUCUCCAGCCUCCAGCCAGGCGUCUUUGACGAACUCCCCUCCCUGAAAGUCGUCGACUUCGCCACCGAGUACCUGACGUGCGACUGCAACCUGCGCUGGGUGCUGCCCUGGGCCCGCAACCGCUCGGCGCAGAUCUCGGACAAGACGGUGUGCGUCUACCCCCGGCACGUGCACGCCGCGCCGCUCCGCAGCACGCGGGAGAGCCAGCUGCGCUGCGCGGGCACCCCGGAGCUGCACACCCACCACCUCAUCCCGUCGCUGCGCCAGGUGGUUUUCCAGGGCGACCGGCUGCCCUUCCAGUGCACGGCCACCUACCUGGACAACAGCACCCAGAUCCGCUGGUACCACAACCGGGAGCCGGUGGAGGAGGACGCGCGGACGGGCGUCAUCGUGGAGGAGAGCCUCGUCCACGACUGCACCUUCAUCACCAGCGAGCUCAUCCUCUCCAACAUCCACGUCUCGGCCAACGGCGAGUGGGAGUGCGCCGUCUCCACCUCCCAGGGCAACGUCAGCAAGAAGGUGGAGAUCGUGGUGCUGGAGACCUCCGCGUCCUACUGUCCCGCCGAGCGGGUCACCAACAACCGUGGGGACUUCAGGUGGCCCCGCACCCUGGCAGGCAUCACCGCCUACCAGCCGUGCCUGCAGCACCCCUUCGCCGCGGGGCCGGCGAGCGGGGGCCCGGCCGGGGAGCGGCAGGCGGCCCGGCGCUGCGACCGCGCCGGCCGCUGGGAAGAGGGCGACUACUCGCGCUGCCUCUACACCAACGACAUCACCCGCGUGCUCUACACCUUCGUGCUGAUGCCCAUCAACGCCUCCAACGCCCUGACCCUGGCGCACCAGCUGCGCGUCUACACGGCGGAGGCCGCCAACUUCUCCGACAUGGUUGACGUCCUCUACGUGGCGCAGAUGAUCGAGAAGUUUAUCGGCUACGUGGACCAGAUCAAGCAGCUCACGGAUGUCAUCGUGGAGAUGGCCAGUAACCUCAUGCUGGCGGACGACCACAUCCUGUGGAUGUCGCAGAAGGAGGAGAAGGCCUGCACCAGCAUCGUCCGCUCCCUGGAGAGGAUCGCCCUGCACACGCUCGGCAGCAACUCCCAGCACAUGGCCGUGAACUCGCGAAACAUCGCCUUUGAGGCCUACGUGGUGAAGCCGGAGAGCUACGUGGGGCUGAGCUGCGUGGCUUUCCAGCGGCGGGACGGGGGCCCGGGGGGGCGGCCGCCCCCGGCGGAGCGGGGCGCCGAGCCCGACCAGCAGCUGCGGCUGCGCUGCACCACGGGGCGCCCCAACAUCUCCCUCACCAGCUUCCACCUCAAGAACAGCAUCGCCCUGGCCUCCAUCCAGCUGCCGCCCAGCCUGUUCGCCAGCCCCGCGCCGCCGGCGGACUGCAAGCUCCAGCUGCUGGUCUUCCGCAACGGCAAGCUCUUCUGCAGCACCGGCAACUCCUCCCGCCUGGCCGACGACGGCAAGCGCCGCAGCGUGGCCACGCCGGUCAUCUACGCCGGGACGUAUGGCUGCGGCGUGGGCAACCUGACGGAGCCGGUGGCCGUGUCCCUGCGGCACCCUGGGGAGGGCGCCGACCCCGUGGCCGCGUCCUGGAACUUCGAGGUGCUGGAGGGCAUGGGCGGCUGGAGCGCCGAGGGCUGCCAGCUGGCCGCCCGCGAGCCCAACGUCACCUCCCUGCACUGCCGCCACCUCAGCAACGUGGCCGUGCUCAUGGAGCUGAGCGGGUUCCCCGGCGAGGCGCGGGGCCCCGGCGAGGCGCUGCACCCGGCCAUGUACACCUGCACCGCGGUGCUGCUGCUCUGCCUCUUCACCACCAUCAUCACCUACAUCGUCAACCACGGGGCCAUCCACAUCACGCGGAAGUGCUGGCACAUGCUGCUUAACCUCUGCUUCCACAUCGCCAUGACCUCCGCCGUCUUCGCGGGAGGCAUCACUCUCACCAGCUACCUGAUCGUCUGCCAAGCGGUCGGCAUCAUUUUGCACUACUCCUCCCUGUCCACGCUGCUGUGGAUGGCAGUGAAGGCCAGAGUCCUCUACAAGGAGGUGACCUGGAAGGCGCCCCAGCAGCAGGACGGGGACGCGUCCCAGCCGGCCCCUCGGCCCAUGCUACGGUUCUACCUUAUUGCAGGCGGGAUACCCCUCAUCAUCUGCGGCAUCACAGCGGCCGUUAACAUCCACAACUAUCACGACAACAACCCCUACUGCUGGCUGGUGUGGAGGCCCAGCCUCGGUGCUUUCUACGUCCCCGUGGCCUUCAUCGUGCUCGUUACCUGGAUUUACUUCCUCUGCGCCGGGCUCAACCUCCGGUGCCGAUCGUCGAGCCGGAAAGAUGUCCCCGAGCCGCUCGAGAUGCCGCCGAGGCUGGGAGGCAGCGGGAACCUCUUGACAGACUCCGGGUCCAUCUCGGUGACGCUGAACUCGGGGACUCCCUGCCCCGAGGUGGAUGGCGUCUACUCCCUGCAGGUGCAGCUCUGGGCGCUGGUCACCACGCACUCCUUGUACGUGGCGCUGUGGACGUUUGGAGCCAUGGCCGUAUCGCAGCGCUGGUACCUGAACGUCAUCUUCAGCUGCCUCUACGGAGUCACGGCCGUGGUGCUGGGGCUCUUCAUCUUCAUCCACCACUGCGUGCGGCGGCGGGACGUGCUCAACUCCUGGUUCGGCUGCUGCCCGUCCUACAGGAACGCGUUGCCUAUGCAGGCGUACGUCCACCCCGGCGUGGCGGUGGAGGACGGCUCGCAGGUCUUCAUCGGGUGCAACCCGGAGGCGGCCCACUCCGUCAAGUCCUCCUCCUCGCCCAGCAGCACCAACUCCACCGUGGGCCCCUGCAAGCUCACCAACCUGCAGCUGGCUCAGAGCCAGGCGGACGCCCGCCCGGCCUCUUGCGAGGAGCCCGACAAAACCGCCGGCGCGGCCCGGCACGCCAACAACCUCCCCGGCCGCAGGGCCCACAAGAGCAGACCGAAGCAGUACCGGGAGGGGAAGCACCACCGCCUGAAAAUGCUGCGGGGCCCUGCCUCGGAGCACCCCUCCAGCGAGAGCGGGAGCAUCCACAACAGCCACUCCGAGAGCUACCACAGCAGCAGGAACAGCCCCUUGAACAACAGCCGCGCAGGGCCGCAGGCCGCGGGCCCGCCGGAAGGGGAGACGGCGCCGAGCCAGUCUGAAGGCAGCGAUGGCAGCCGGCAGGCACCGGACUUCGGCAAGGCUCGCCGGAGGAGCGCCAGCAGGGACAACCUCCGGCAGGCCAACGCCGUGGAGAAGGAGACGAAGCGCCGCUCCUACCCGCUCAACGUGGCCAGCCACAACGGGGCACUCAAAGGCAGCAAGUACGACAUCGACCUCGCCAGCGCUGACAGCGCGGCCGGCAUGAAGACCGGCCUGUGGAAGAGCGAAACUACCGUAUAGAGGAUGGGAAAGGACCGGAGAGCCGCAGCGCCGUCGCACGUUCCUCCUCGGGCGGUGGGGCGGCUUGGGAGCGGCGGCUGGAGCUGCUAAGGGCAUCUGCCAGGAGGUCAAGCGCAAUCUUUGCGGAGCCGAGGGCUUCAGAGAGUUGCUAAGUGCACUAGACGGGACCAGGCGACACGGCCCAGAUGCUUUUGCUCGGCUGCCGGGCAGAGGGCGACGCCGGGCCUGAUCCGGCCAGGAGGGGAAGGACGUCGAUGCUUCCCGGGGCACCGUCCACAGCGGCGCUGAGUCUCGAGGUGAAAGGCAAUCUUUGCUCUUCAGCAGCCUGAAUUGCAACAGUACCUUAAUCACUUCUGCAUGUCACUUCAGACUGACCCUAAAUGCUAUUUUAUUAUAUACAGAGGAAACAAAUGUCUAUUUUUCAAAUCUCUAUAUUAUUGUAUGUAUAUAUGUAUAGACAGAUGGGUAACUGAUGCGAGCGCCUCCGCGUUACAUGUCAGUGUUCUUCGAGGAGCGGGCGUGCCCCGGGGAGUUUUGGCAAUAGCUUGUUCGUGCCACGACUGCAAUGUCCCCACCGGGGCCGAGGAGACCAGAACCAGAACCUUGACGUAAAGGUGCCGAAGAGCGGACGCUCGUUUGACCCUAGCCUAAAUAAGCUUUUUCUGAAAGAGUCAGAGAGAAGCUUCUCAGUUUGAAAUGCUUUUAAACGUGAGCAUUUUUAUCCGCAUGUUCUUAAAAGACAAUAUUUAGCCCUGUGGGUUACCGAGCUGCCAAAGUAAAAGCCAUACUUAAAAGCAAGCACAAGGUAAGAGACGCCACCGUCGUGAGCAAAGGCGAUCGUCUGCACUGUUCUCAUGCCAGACGCUAAAAUCCCCGCAAGGAAACGCUCCCUCGUCAGGCCGGUGGCCUCAGAGGCAUCAACUAUGCAAACAGGCCAGCGGACGGGGCGACAGGCUCCCGGGGGGGCCCUGCUGCCCGGGCCGCACGGCGAGCAAAGAUUAACCAUCUCCAAGGAACCAAAGAGUCAAACCGUAGCCAGAAACACAAAAGCAAGUCCUCAGCCUCAGCGUAUUCGGAAACUACCUGCCUUUGCUCUUAGGAAGCCAAAGCACCGAACAGCCCCCGAUUAACGGCCUCGCAGCCCGCCCCACGUAAGGGGGGAGCGCUGCAGGGGUCGGGGCUGUUCCCGGGAAACCGAGGGCCUGGCCUGCCUGAUGACCACAUCCGACAUGUUCCUGCGGACAGUUCAGAUGACAUUUUAAAGGGGUGGGAACUUGGAUUAGCACUUAUUUUCCCCUUUUAAAACACGAGUCCACCUUUUUUCUAGCACACAAAUGAAAACGCAGAUACUCACCCACUCGCUCGCUCAUCCCAGGCGGCAGCAGGCUCUGGGAGCGUCCACGGGCCAAGACUGGCUUAAAGGGGGUUUCCUGAAAAGCGAGACACAGUUAUUUAGCCCGCUGCCAGGCAAGGGGCAGCCCGUACCCAUUUUGCUACAGCUCAAUGCAAUGUGCCUUGCGACGGGGCUCUGCGCUCCCCGUCCCGCUGCAGCCGCGGCAGCCGCCGAGCAGCGAAGGGGCUGGUGGCUGCUGCACGGCCCAGCCGCGACCGCAGUUCACGGGCCGCCAUGGCUGGGGGAGCACGAGGGGAGACGAGGGCCGGCCUUAAAGGCGAGUGCUUCCUCCUUCCUCCUUCCAUCCCCGCGCCCUUUCCAGCCUCGCGGUGCCUGCCUCAGCCGGGGAGCGUGUUUUAGCUGCCCUCCGGCAUUGAGCAGGCAUCUCCCGGCUGCCCUGCCCCUGUCCACCGCAGUCUGAGGCGGGAGAGGAGGCCGGACCGGGAGCCCCAGCCCGGACUGCCCUCAGGCCGAAGCCGUUCCAGCCUCUCCGUGCCUCAGUUUCCCCACGUGUGCCAACUACUUACCUACCUCCCAAGGGGUCGCGAGGAUCGGCAGGGAAUGGAGCAGUGCUAGAAGAUGCAGGUCAAUCCUUAGGGGCACGCCGCGUCCGAUGGGGGGGUCCAGAAGUUCAUGGAGUCAAAAGCACUUACUGACACUUUUCCCACCUGCGGAAACCAACUCCUCUCCCUUCGGAAACCCCGGCGGCCUUGUUGCGGCUCGGCCCGCCCCAGCCUGUUGAAACGUCUCUGACCGACUGACUGCUUAACAACACAUGCUUUAUCGUGCCUUGUAUUUAAUACAAUUUGAAUCGUUACGUCAAUACUGCAGCCUACGUGGUCUUGCUGAUGCUGAGUUGUUAUAUAUGCUUGCUGCACUGUGACAGUAUUAUAUAAAAAGCUUUGUAUUAUUAAUUACACUUUGUUUACAUUACAAGCAAACGACAUAUCAACAGAGAGCUUCUUGCAAUAUACUUGGGGGAGGGAGGGGAAAAUAUGCCAAAGAAAUGUUUUUAAAGGGGUCUUUUGCAUUUUUAUAUGAAUAGAAUGUUUCUAGCAGAUAUGUUUUGUUUAAUAUAUUAAAGAUUUGCAAAUCUGCCAAGA
Molecule: messenger RNA, 6532 nt
Organism: Dromaius novaehollandiae (emu)
Lineage: Eukaryota; Metazoa; Chordata; Aves; Casuariiformes; Dromaiidae
Gene: ADGRA2
Product: adhesion G protein-coupled receptor A2
Exons: 19
Coding region: 173-4036 (1287 amino acids)
Biological process (GO): central nervous system development; cell surface receptor signaling pathway; sprouting angiogenesis
Cellular component (GO): plasma membrane; Wnt signalosome
Molecular function (GO): protein binding; G protein-coupled receptor activity
Source: RefSeq, a predicted model, not a curated record